ACUCCUUUACAAUGCAAGGAUGGUGAUUCCGACAUCGAUGCAAAAGGAAAUCCUACGAAGAAUCCAUGAAGGUCACCAAGGAGUUGUCAAGUCUCGUGCAUUUGCCAAGUCUUCAGUGUGGUGGCCAGGAAUUUCACACCAGAUCGAAGAGGAAGUACGGAAAUGCUCAAUCUGCGAAAAACACAGACGGCUAUCACCAUUAUUUGUUGAUCGUCGAUUAUUUCUCCCGAUGGAUAGAGAUAGUCCUACUCAGAAAGACAACGUCGUCAACUGUGGUUGAACACUCAAAGUCUAUAUUUGCCAAGUAUGGAAUACCAGAGAUUGUCAUAAGUGACAACGGACCUCAGUUUGCUUCAUGUGAGUUUGCAAACUUUGCAGAAACAUACGGGUUUGAACAUAAAACGAGCAGUCCAAAACAUCCACAAGGGAACGGCGAGGCUGAAAGAGCUGUACAGACAGUGAAAAAUCUUCUUCGAAAAGCAGAUGACCCCCACAUUGCCAUUCUCAACUAUAGAGCAACGCCACUCAAACAAGGACAAAGUCCAGCAGAACUUUUGCAAGGAAGACAGUUGAGAACCAAAUUACCUAGUCUGCCAUCUCAACUGAAACCUCAGGGCCGGAAGCUGAAGCAGUUUCGUUCUGUUGAUAAACACAUGAAGAACCAGCAGAAGAACUACUUCGAUAGAAGGCAUGGCGGUAAAAGACUUCAGAAUUUCGAACGAAACGAAACUGUCUGGAUUACAGAACCUAAGCUUGAAAAAGCAUCAAUCCUCAAACCCUAUCAAUCAAGAGGAGGAGAUGUACAUGAGAGGUCUUAUCUUGUUGACACUCCAAGAGGGAUGAAAAGACGAAAUCGAUCCCAUCUACGCAGACGAAGCCUUGGUCCGUGUGAUGAAAGGAAGUCAACACAUGUGGCUACAUCGCUGAUCUCAACUCCAAGAGACAGGCUAAGUCAAACAGAUGACAGACACCCUCCAGACAAUGCUGUUAUCGGAACCAAGUCAGGUGGUAAUGGCAACAACAAAUCAUCGUCGUUGCCUGUGACUGCACCCAGGUGUGCAUCACCACCAAUGCAACACACCCAUAGUGAGCAAACACAAACACAUUACACAACACGAAGUGGCCGAGAGAUUAAACCUCCACAAAAAUUAACACUAUAGGGUCGAUGUCCUACAGACAUACAUGCUUUUGCGUGUAACAGAAAUUGGCCUUUGUUAAGAUGUGUAGCUAUACAGCACUCUGGUCACAACAAUUGCAACAUACAUUAAAGAUUAGAAAUUUUGCAUACACAUAAAAUGCAUCAGAAUGCAUUCACAGGUGCAUUAGACAUGCAUCCUAUUUCAAAGAAUUUUUGAGUUUUGAAACAUACACAUUUAGGUGGAAUUUCAUACUCGUCUACUGAAUGAUACAUGUACUUUAAUUACAAAAGCCCAACACAAGG
Molecule: messenger RNA, 1441 nt
Organism: Aplysia californica (California sea hare)
Lineage: Eukaryota; Metazoa; Mollusca; Gastropoda; Aplysiida; Aplysiidae
Biological process (GO): DNA integration
Molecular function (GO): nucleic acid binding
Source: RefSeq, a predicted model, not a curated record